AUGGCGCAAGCACAGCCUCUCCAAGGCAUCUCGAUACCUCGCUACGAGUCUCGCUCUGGCACCGCCUCGUCCUACAUUGUCUAUGCCGUCGUGAUUCAGCUCCCAGUUCGCUCAUGGACGGUCUAUCGACGCUACUCCGAGUUCGUUCGACUCGACAAGAACCUUGCUGCAUCUCCCAACGGUCCUGCCGCUACUGGCAGUGGAGAGCCAGGCGGAGCGGGUAGACCCCCACCUCGCACGCUCCCACCGAGGGAACGCGCACGAGAAUGGAAGAAGACUUUCUCCGGCUUCCUCUCCUUCGCAUCUGGUGAUCAGUCUGGAGACGGCUUCGACGACGAGGUGUGGCUGAAGGAGCGGAUGCAGUCGUUGGAAACGUAUCUCAAGGCGAUCGUGAUGGACGAGGAUGCGGGAUGGCGAGAAUCCGAGGCGUUCAAGAUGUUUAUCGAGUGGCCGAUGAGCAUUCGGAUGGUCACAGCGACCGCGUCGUCCUCGACAGCAUCACCACGAGUGCCACGGGUCACAGCUGCACAGCGCACACCGGGGAGCAUGCCAGGCGCCCUGCCUCCAGGUACAAGGACACUCGGCGCACCAGCACCAGCCGCGCCCAGACCACCAGCAGAAGAGACGGAUUCGACUCGCCCGCUCAACAACACCCAGCUCUUCCAGUCCCAGACAGACGCCAUGGACCAACAGGACGAACAGCUGCUCAACCUCGCCGCGAUUCUACGUAGACAACGGCAGAUGGGCGAAGCGAUCAACCAAGAGCUCGGCGAGCAGACCGAGUUGCUGAGUCAACUGGACUCCGAGGUGGAAGGCACGCAGGCUAAGCUCAGCAAGGCGGAUCAGAAGAUGGAUCAUUUUGACGGAGGGAAGGCCAAGCGCAAGGUGGGCAUCGGGCGAAAGUUCUGA
Molecule: messenger RNA, 909 nt
Organism: Kalmanozyma brasiliensis GHG001
Lineage: Eukaryota; Fungi; Basidiomycota; Ustilaginomycetes; Ustilaginales
Product: Phox homologous domain protein
Exons: 1
Coding region: 1-909 (302 amino acids)
Molecular function (GO): phosphatidylinositol binding
Source: RefSeq, a predicted model, not a curated record